Messenger RNA from Striga asiatica, 1083 nucleotides. The record is from the annotation of a GenBank genome assembly. Lineage: Eukaryota; Viridiplantae; Streptophyta; Magnoliopsida; Lamiales; Orobanchaceae.
AUGUCUCCCUCUCAAGUCUCAAUUAAUGCAAAUGGCACGACUCAAUUGACGAAAAGGCCUCCCGACUCGAAGUCCCCCCAAAACAGAUCAGACAGUUGGUGGCCCACGUCCUCGGGGGCAUAUCGGACCACUGAUGCCGAAAAUCUCUCCCUCUCCAUUUUCUCCCUGUGCUCGAUCUUGCUAUCCACUACGACGAACACACCCUGCUUCCUGCACGCCUGGUCAAACGCCGUGUUGAACUUCUUAAAAAUCUCCCUCACUUUGGCUGGGGGUGCGUCCGCUGCCGUCGGAUCCGACGGGAUCGAGUCGAUGACGUGGCCCCAUCCCAGCCGCUCGUACCUCUCAACGAACUGCUUUACCUUCGAACCACUCCUCCCCGAGGAGGUUCCCCAGUUUGGAGCCACGCGCCUUUACGACGACGUAUUGGAGGUUGUUCACGAGAAAGAGCGCUUGGCCUUCGCGUCGAGAUUGCAUAGGAGCAUUAGGAGCAGCCACGCCAUUUUCCGGCCGACCGCCGUCUCCGGCGAGUCAGAUUCCGGCGGUAGUACUUCAGAAAGCACGCCACCAUAUUCGGCGAGGCCCGACAAGCCGUGGACCCCACCUUCGGCGACCGGCGGCAACUUCACCGGUUCCUUGAUGACCGUCGCCUCGAAUUCCCCGAGCGCCACACAGGCAGACUCUGCUAGCCGCUCGAGCGCAGCCAGUGCCUGUGCUCUGGCCGCGCCCGACGGCUUGCCGGAGAAAACUGACUCGAUCUCCGGCAAGAGGCCGGAGAUCGCGCGGUGCAUGUCGAGCAAUCGAAAAAUUCUCUCCGGCAAGCCUCGUGGGGCGCCGUGCCUCGCCACACAUUCCGGGAAGGCGAACAGGAUCUGCGCGCCUUCCCGGGUGACGUCGGCGAAGCACGACUCGCGUAGCGAGUCGUCGCUCGCGAAGACAUGGUCGCAGAGUAUCCGCUCGCCCGUGAAGAGCGUCUUCACUGCGGUCGACACCCCGGCUAGCCACGUCUCGACCCGCCAGUCGAGCGUUUCUGGGUCGGACUUAUUGACUUGCGACGAGCUCAAUUUCUCGACUCCGAGUUUGUAA